Tripterygium wilfordii is the source of this 1157-nucleotide messenger RNA. Its product is annotated as stem-specific protein TSJT1-like. The transcript has 5 exons. The record is from RefSeq and is a predicted model, not a curated record. The coding region runs from base 106 to 816 and encodes 236 amino acids. Lineage: Eukaryota; Viridiplantae; Streptophyta; Magnoliopsida; Celastrales; Celastraceae.
GCUAGAACUCUCCAUGUACGUGCUCUGAACUUACUAGCUAGAGCGAGAGAGUUGUUUGGUUUUUGAUUGUUUAGAAGAGAGAGAGAGGCCUUUUGUUGUGUGAGAAUGUUGGGAGUGUUCAGCAGCGCGAUCGUUUCUCCACCGGACGAGCUUGUUGCCGCCGGUUGCCGUACUCCGUCCCCAAAAAUGACGGCGUCAGCGCUGGUGAACCGCUUCCUUGAGACCAAUGCCUCCUCCGUGUCCGUGCAGAUCGGAGACCAUGUCCAGCUGGCGUAUACUCACAAGAACGAGUCCCCUCUGCAGCCAAGAUCAUUUGCUGUCAAGGAUGACAUCUUUUGCUUGUUCGAGGGAGUGCUUGACAACUUGGGAAGUUUGAGGCAGCAAUAUGGACUUGCAAAGUCGGCAAAUGAGGUGAUUUUGGUCAUUGAGGCUUACAAGACUCUUCGUGAUCGGGCUCCCUACCCUGCUAACCAUGUCGUUGGCCACCUCAGUGGGAAUUUUGCUUUCAUUGUCUUUGACAAGUCUACUUCCACCUUGUUUGUGGCUUCUGAUCAAUUUGGAAAGGUUCCUCUCUAUUGGGGAAUCACUGCUGAUGGAUACGUGGCCUUUGCCAAUGAUGCUGAAUUACUUAAAGGUGCUUGUGGCAAGUCACUUGCUUCUUUUCCUCAAGGAUGUUUCUUCUCCACUGCAGUUGGGGAACUGAGAAGCUAUGAGAAUCCUAAGAACAGAAUCACCGCAGUUCCAGCUAGAGAAGAAGAGAUAUGGGGUGCUACCUUCAAGGUGGAAGGGCCAGCAGUUGUUGCAGCCACAGAGUAGAGAGGUCAGUUCUUCUCUAUGAUUGUUCAUAUCCAUGUGUCCGUCCGGAAGAAAAAGAGUUGUUUCUAGUGGGUUGUAAACGGGAGUGGUGCUUAAGGAGUCAAAUGAGAAAACAUCAUAAACAGUGUUAACUGUCGAUCUGUAGAAUGGGCGGCUGAAGCACCAUGCUUUGUGAAAAAUGUAGUAUUGUAGAUGGCUUUUUAUCUACUUGGGUGCGUUGCUUUCUAAUUGGCCCCUGCCCAAGCUACUUAUGUUAUGUAUGGUUGGUUUUUCUGCUUCAAUAAACGUUUCUUUGAAUGUUUUUAAGACCACAUUAAUGGCAUCGUCUUCUUUCUGCAGUU